This is a messenger RNA of Sclerotinia sclerotiorum 1980 UF-70, 5850 nucleotides long. RefSeq lists its product as hypothetical. NCBI's taxonomy places the organism in Eukaryota, Fungi, Ascomycota, Leotiomycetes, Helotiales, Sclerotiniaceae. Gene Ontology annotation, biological process: telomere maintenance. The record is from RefSeq and is a predicted model, not a curated record. The transcript has 3 exons. The coding region runs from base 1 to 5850 and encodes 1949 amino acids. Gene Ontology annotation, cellular component: nucleus.
AUGGUACCGCCAUCUCCAUCUUCUGCAAAAUCAAAUAAUCCUGAGCCGAGACCUCCAAUUCCUGUUGAACCCGAAGCCGACGCUUCUGCGGAUCUUACCAGCACACCAUCAACAACCAGGAAGAAAGUAGGGUGGUCUGAAAAGUACGACUACAAAGAUCCUCCUAAAAUUGUCACCGACAAACAUAUACUAUCCGCACACGUUAUCUCACCGCUGACACCAUCAGCGGAGCGCAAAGCAACCAAAUCAAUUCUGAAGACAAACCAUGGCCUCGAGCCUCUACACACUAUUGUACCUUCCGGAGGUAACGACACCAUAUCAAUCUCCAACUUUCCGUUACUCGACGCCAGAAUGUUAGAAUCAAUAUCAAAACAAUUGGCUGGGCAAGAUAGGAGCUCGAAGCUAGAUGCAUACACGACCUUGUCGAGUGCCUUGAAGGCCUGCAACAAUGUUCCGGAUCGGAAGGCUUUAUCGGAUAAGAUGGAUUUAAUACUACAAUUCAUAAAACGGGAUCUCAAUGCCAGACAUGAAACUGGAGCUCUCGAUAUCCAACUUGCUAAAGAGGCGCUAGUGCUCACAUCUAGCUUCCUCCACAAGAAGUCCAUUUCGGACAUGUUGACUUCGGAUUUCAACUGCUAUAUAGUGGACCACGCCUUGAAGACUUUCGAAAAUCCUGGAAUGUCAAAGGAAAUCGCUACACACCUGAUGUUCAUAAUUGCACAGCAAAAGUUUUCAGCUAGAAUCAUGACUGCCGAGAGAGUAACGAAGCUGAUAUCCGCAAUUCACAAAAUUGAGGAUUAUGUACGAGGCAAAAGCAUCGUAGAGCAACGCAUCAACAUCUACCGAACUUUUCUUAGGCAAUCCAAAUCUCAUAUGAUCUCUAAUUCAGAUUGGCUCGCUGAUCUUUUCAGCGAUAUGCUCAGCAGUUACUCAAAUAUUCAAACCGCUGCUAUUGCGUUUGGCGAAGAGGCUGGCCUUGACCUCGGGACGGAGAGCAAAGUAUCAUCAAAAGUCAUGGAAAUUUUCAAAGGAUCAGAUGGAAGAGAUGUCAAAUAUAUCGAAUUUUUCGCGGAUAGAUUGCGAAAGAUGGCAGCAAGAAAGCCUCCAGGUCCUACUCCUCGUAUUUGGGCGGUUGUCAUAUUAUUUCUUCGUGCUCGGCGCCAGCAGCUAGAGCACUGGGCUUUCAUAAAAAUAUGGCUUGACGUAAUCAAGAUCUGUUUCAAUUCUAGUGAUCAGAAUACGAGACUAGCGACAAAUUUGGCUUGGAAUCGCAUGAUAUUUGUAAUUGGUCUGGACGAGAAGGUCACUGCGAAUAUGAUGCAUACUCUCAGUCAACCUCUAAUUGCACAGCUUCAGAGAAAAGAUAUCCGCAAGGUCUCAAAUUCCGACAAUCUUUACCGCAAGUCAACUAUCAAUAGCAUAUGCAACUUAUUAUACUAUUCCGUGAAGCCAAAUAUAACCCAGGCACAACUUGACACAUUUUGGGACACACAUAUAGUUCAAAUCGUCGGGAAACGACUUACCCCUAGCGAUUAUGCGGAAAAUCCCACGUCAGCCGGGCAGGACUUGAGUGAUGCAUGCAAUAUUCUCUGUGGUCUAUUCAACUCACAUACUCAGCGGCCAUGGACACCAACCAGAGCUUUGAACGAUAAUCUUGUCAUAGCUCAAGAGCUUCCAGGACUCGAUCCUCGAUGGCUACGCAAAAAUGCUCUUCGAGUCUUCCAAAUCCUGAGUCCAAUAAUGGAGCUGCUCUACUGGGAGUUUGCUAUGUCCGAAAGCAAAAUAUCACUUCUUUGGGAGACUUACAUUUCCUCAAUUUCAUCCGCAGGGGCCAAGGAGGUUAAAACCUCGAAUGACACUAUGGCAUGUCUUGCCUUUCUGUUCAGCACACUGUACAAAAUCUGGCAGAAGGGACCAGAUGGCUUGAGUACCCUGCCAUAUCAUCGCAAAGACGAAGCAGUUUUUUUCGCUAGUUUUAAAGCCAUUGUCACUAUCGUUAUAUCUGGACUAGGAGUAUUGCCGUUCACUGAAAGGCUCCUAUCUAUGGGUCAAAAAGAUGAUUUUAUUGUCGUCGCAACCCCUUCACACCGACCUGGAAAGAUAAAGGGCCAAAUUAGGUCUCCACUUCAUCAUCUAUUCCUAUUGCUUGCUAGCGCUUCUCCAGGUGUUGGAAGUGAUUGUAAGUUCGUCGAAAUGGCCCAAGGGAUACUGACUCCGUUUUUCGAUGCUCGGCGUGUGAGUAAAGGGAAAAUGGACCUCGUCAAAGACCUUUUAGAUAUUCUCCCCACCGACAACACCGCAUCGUGCAAAGGCUUGUGGACCAUCCUAGCAAAAUUUGCUACCGUAGCGAUCAAUUUCCGCGAUGCUAGUGUUGUCUCUGGUUCCAUCCAUGAUGCACGCCCCCUUGGCGGUGAAUAUUGCAGUGUUGUGAAGAUUCUUGAUGCUGGGAUCAAUUUAUCACCAAAGGAGCCUUUGGAAGGAUGGGAAGAGCUUUUCCAAGCUUUGCUGAUGUCUGCAACAACCGAUUCUGGGCACGGGGGCAGAGCUAUUGUUGUCAUCGAACCUAUAGCUAAGACUUUGGCUUUGGUCUGGCAAUCAAACGGCGAAUGCUGUGGCGAGAAAGUGAAAUACUGUCUACUUUUAGUUGAACAAGCAUCAUAUCCAAAAGACCGGCAAGCCUUAGAUGCUGCUCGUCGCCGUCUCUGGGGUAGUGCAACCGCCGGUCCAAGAAUCGACAUCUUCGACCCCUAUCUCCAUUUGUAUGAAUAUAUUUCCCGGUGCUUAGAGUAUUCUUAUACCGAUCUUCCAUCAAACGACCACCACAGCACAUGUGACUUACUCAGUGAAAUUGAAGCACUUUUAGUUCGAUGCCCAAACGUUCUGUUAAUCGAAGCUUUGGCCCGACUUCAAAAUGGACUUGUUGGCUGGAUACGCGACGAAGGGGGCAAGCUGCAUGGCGGGAGUGAUAUAUCUCAAACGGUUAAUUCUCUCUGGGCGAAGAUCUGCUCAUUAUUGGGCUCUUCCACCAGUGAUCCACACGAAUUACUGGAAAACCUAGAACCAUUAUUGUGCUCCGGUCUAGGAAGCAAGCGUGUGUCUAUUGCAAAUACAGCCAUCAAAUUGUGGAAAGACACAUUUGGUUCCUUCAACGGCGAAUUGACAUAUCCGCCAAUGGUCAAAGAAGUUUUGUCAAGGCUUCUUCCAAUGGCUGAUAUCCCUCUUCCGUCAUUCUCUGAAAGCUCCGAAAAUGGGAUAUCUGGCAAUUAUAGGCAGCUUCCCGCUUUUAUUGAUACGCAGCCGGAUUGUAACAUUCCUAGUGAGGUCAACCUACCGAAUCUCUCAAACAAAGCUUCUUCAACUAUGAUUCAAUCACACAAACAAAAGAUUAUAGGUUCAUCUCCACGAGUUGUCACUGGAAUCAGCAAGGUGGAAUCUCGAAAGAGAUCCCGUGAAACAACCCCGGAACCUGGAAAAAGAAAGACAAGGAAAAAGAGCUCCGUUGCUAGGCUACGACACGAUGACUCUCAGAUACAAUUUGAGGCAAUUGCAGGCUCAUCACCUUUGUCGGAAUCGAUAUAUGACUCGGAUAUUUUGACAAGCCGGCAGAAAGAGGUCAGGGAACGACAAGCUGAAGCUGCAGCUAUGUUCCCAGAUAUCAGGUCUAGCCCCCCACCCAGCUCAAGGCCAACCUCCGAGCAUGUUGAUAACAAUAAUGAAUUACCUUCACGCCAAUCUGCUUCAAAACUACGCUUAGAGACACCGGCCAAUAGUCAAAGACAAAGUACACCGGAUACCCGGAUUAUCGAAAACCAGGAUAUUUUUCUUGCAUCAUCACCCACCCCAGCACGUCAUAUCCUUGCUUCCAAAGAUAUUUCUUGUCCUCCUUCAUCGCCACCAGCCAUUGCUCCAAACAAGCAUUCGGCAUUUAUAUCUAAGGAUAAUAGCGUAGCAAUUACAUCUUCGCCGCCACAGGCUGAGACAAGGAACAGUGCUUCCUGGAGUGCUGUACACAAAGGCCUCAAUCAGUUUGAGCAAUCACCUCCACCACCUGAUUUGCCAAUGAGCAAGAGUGCUUCAGUGCCUCCCACUUCUUCCGAUGAGUUCAAUGUCACUUCAUUUCCCACUCACUUUCCGGACGACUUUGAUAAUGAUCCAACCAUCAAUCGUCCACUAAGCUCUUUUGCACAAAAAGUAUUAUAUGCUUUUGAUCCUGGCCAAACCAUGUCUACAUACAGAAGCACAGCUAUGUCUUCAGGUAGAGACGAAGAUAUGGACGUAACCAUUGAACUUACAAGUAGCGAAGAGAAGGCUAGAGAUGAAUACCUCCAACAACCAUCCACUGAGAAGGGGGCUAGCAACGCUUGCGAUGUCCCAACUUUUGAAACUUGCAAAGAUUCAGUUAUCAGCAAUGAUUCAAAUUUACCAUCAACUCCAAGACGAAGCCAGCGUCGUGUGGUAGCAACGCAACCUGCUCCAAAUACUACAAGAGACGUUAAUGUAGAGUCAAGUGCAGUCUCUGCAGAUAAACCGCCGAGCGACGAUGAGAUUUUUGAAGAUGCUGUAUCUUCUCCACGAGCACUACCACCUCGGAUACAGACAUCGGAGGCGGUUUCUGUGCCAGAUAACAGCUCCUCUCCUCUUACCGACCUUGAUGAAUCUAGCUUCUACAGGCUUGCAAAUUCUGUGGAUCGCAAAUUGGCUGAGAACCGAGACCGGGGUGCCCCGAUACAUGUAUCAGCAAAGAUCGGUGCUGUCCCCCUUAAUUCUGUUUUUCCCGAAACACCUCAAAUAAUUUCCGGUCCCAAACGAAGAUCCCCUUUUCGCUCCAUGUCUCGAUCCUCGGCCAUUCAAUCCGUUAUUCCUGAAACUCCAGCACCACCGCCAUUGAAAAAGGAUGGCGAGGAUGACAUAUCGAAUGAACUUGCAGAAGAUAACUCUAAUGCUGGUUCUGCUAUCACUAUGGAGCCCCAGGUUGGUAAUCAACAAGUGCGCGGAGUCAAUACAAGCAAAAGUACAAAGCCAGCUCGGCGGAAGAAUUCACCAGUCAAAAUGAGGAUUGAGAAUGGGGGUCGAAUGGAAAUUUCGGGGAAAAAGCGAAAGUUCGAUGAAAUUCUUGACAUUGGUAGUGCGGUGCCUGACAGUCAGGAGGCGCCGGAAGAUGGUAAGCGUGAUAUCUUCUUCCCAUGGGAGCCAAAAAGAAUACUAAAUAGCGACACAGUUCAAUCACUACCUUCAUCAAAGAGGAGAAAAGGUCGCUCAGCCAAGACGCCAGAAACUUCUAUAAUAUCAAGUGCUUCCGAACCCCAAUCUGCUCGUUCCGAACGAUCUGAACGAGCCAGUCGAAGAAAUACUCGAUCGUCACAGGCCAGAACUAUUAUUGAAAAUAAUUCGAGCAUGGAAGACCUACCGGAGUUUAAUUCUGCAUCGAAUGUCAUUGAGGCCAAUUCUUCUAUAGUCGCAAACGACAACCCUGCCACUCCAGUUCCGGGUAACGAAGCUAUUGGCGACACAAACUUUGGUGUACCAGAAUCAGAGGAACGAGGGAGCCCAGUACCUGAUCAACUGAACUCAGAUUAUGUAGAGGAAACUUUGUUACAAUCACAAAUAGCUGAGGAGAUGCAAUUAGGAUCACAGGAGGCCACAAACGAUCAAGAGGAGAAAAUAGCAAAAACUGCUUCAACCGCUCCCACAUAUCAGAAUAUCAAAGAGAGGUUAUUAAGCUUAGUCAAGGAUCUUGAGGAUGCUGCUCUCAGCCGAGAUGAAGGAAAUGAGAUGGAAGAUAUGUUUAUGGAUGCAAAAGUCCAAUUGUAUGGUGCGAUUAAACGAGGAAGACAAUUGGCUGAUGGUUAA